CAACCUUUCUACGGACCAUAGAAAAGUAAAAUUCCUUCAUAUUCUAGGAAAAAGAAAAAAAAGUCUUUCUCGACGAGAGUUGUAAAGAGAUUUACAUUGUCAGGGGAACCUAUGGGUUAUUAAUACACGGUGUCCGGCAAAGAAUAGAUAACCUUGAAAUGCCUUUUAGUAUAUCCUUUGGCCAUUAACAUUUACCGUCGUUGCCGUCCUUUCAUAUAAAAAAUAGGUAAACGUAGUUUCAUUUCGGACAGACAAUUCGGUUUGUUCGAGUAUCAAGCUCGAGGUGCGUAGCCGGUGGCAAGACUUCUUGACUAAUUAAAGACGUCGAUAAGGUAACUCCUCGACCUCUAGAACGGAACAUAAGAUUGGUAUGCGCGUCACAAGAUGCUUUGACCAACAUCUUGGACAUGGACCCGGAUAUAGCCAACCGUGAGGAAUUCACGGAAUUUAUCGCCGGACGGAAAUUGCCUUAUGGGGCAUUGCCUGUGGCGCACAGGUAUGGUGGUCAUCAGUACGGAUUGUGGGUUGGUCAACUGGGCGAUGGUAGGGCUCAUAUUCUCGGAGAAUAUGUAAACAGACGUGGUGAAAGGUGGCAAGUUCAGUUGAAGGGAUCCGGACAAACUCCCUACGCUCGCGUCCAUGAUGGUCGCGCGGUGCUUCGCUCUGCUAUCAGGGAGAUGAUUGCUAGUGAAGCUUGUUAUUUCCUCGGUAUACCUACUACCAGAGCUGUGGGAUUAGUAGUGAGCGACGAAGCAAUAGUCAGGGACGUGUAUUAUAACGGAUGUCCACGGCGAGAACGAGCAGCUGUCGUGCUGCGCUUGUCUCCGAAUUGGUUCCGCUUCGGCUCCUUAGAGAUUUUGUCGAGAACUGGCGAGAUCGCUGUACUUAGACAACUUUCAGAUUUUAUUAUAAAGGUUUGUCAACGAAGCAUACGAUCAAUUUUUACAGAUCCAUCUGUAAAUAUUAUAUUUAUCAGCUUAAAAUCACCUUCACCGUCUGAUCAAUUUCAGGAGUAUUUUCCUGAUAUUCAACUGUCUGAUGAGAACCGUUUCAUAAGAAUGUUCUCUGAGAUUGCUCAUAAAACUUUGGAUCUGGUUGCAAAAUGGCAAGGUCUGGGUUUUACUCAUGGGCUCCUGAACACGGACAAUAUGAGUCUCAUAGGCUUAACCGUGGAUUUUGGUCCUUUCGGUUUCGUAGACUCUUAUGAUGGAGGUUUCGUUUCCAAUUGUUCUGAUGGAGAAGGGAGAUAUGCACUGGCCAAACAACCUGAUGUGGUGGUAUGGAACAUAGGACAGCUUGCUAAUGCUUUGAAGCCACUUUUGACUUCCUCACAACAAGUUCACAUGUCGCAUAUCUUGAAAACCUUGGACACUUAUUGCAAAAAUAAAAUAUUAGAAACAUUCCUUAUGAAGAUAGGUUUGAAAGAAGAACAAUGGGGUGACGAGCAGUUAGUAGAAAAGCUUUUGGAUAUGAUGCAGCAGACAGGAGCGGAUUUUACAGCCACCUUUAGGCAGCUUGCUGAACUGGAACCAUGUGAAAUGGUAAGCGAAAUCAAGCUUGGGGAGAAAUGGUCGUUGAAGCGUCUUUCAUCUCAUGCUUCAUGGGGUUGCUGGCUAGAUCAGUAUCGUGAGCGACUUGUCAAGGAAGCCGGUGUUUUGCCAGUGAAUAGUCGUGAUUGCGCGGUAACUGCAGUCGAUGCCAGCUCCUCAGGUAUGUUCGAAGACGAAAGGCGCCGGCGUAUGCUCAGCGUGAAUCCUGUGUAUGUGCCAAGAAACUGGCUGCUCCAUGAGGCAAUUGUUGAUGCAGAGCAAGACGAUUAUCGAAAGGUUCGUUUUUUACUGGAAGUUCUUAGAAAUCCAUUUGAAGUGCAGCCCGAGGCAGAAAAGCGAGGAUUUUCAGCUCAACCACCGCAGUGGGCAACUGAACAGAAGCAAAGUUUACUUGGUAAUAUGGUACUAAAAAGUAAUUUUAAGGAGUGGAAGUUCCGUAGCACUCCAAACUACGCGGCUUUGCCAAUAGAUGGGAACCCUGAGUAUAAUGUGCCAACAGCAGUGAAGGAUGCAGUGUUUUCUAAGGUACCAACAGAGCCACUAGCGGGAACAUUACACUUGGUAUGUGCAUCUGAUGAUGCCCUCACAGACUUGUUGGACCUGCACCCCAGUGUAGCGGAGAGUGAAGAGUUCAUUAACUUUGUUGCUGGUGCCUAUCUGCCUGAAGGAGGACUCACUGUAUCACAUAGCAAAGGUGAAUCCUGGCAGCCCCAAUUGAAAGGGUCGGGGGAGACACCAUACUCCCGGUUUGGUGAUGGUCGCGCAGUCUUACGGUCAUCUGUUAGGGAGAUGGUGGCAUCGGAAGCUUGCUACCACCUAGGCAUACCCACCACGAGGGCGGCCGCUUUGGUAGUGAGUGACGAUCACAAAGUGUGGCGUGAUAAAACGUACAGCGGUCGAGCUAAACAAGAGAGGGCCGCUAUCGUGAUGCGACUCGCCAACGCCUGGUAUCGCAUCGGAUCCCUCGAGAUUCUACUCAAGCGAAGAGAACCACAUACAUUGAAGUUGUUGACCGAUUUCAUAAUUAAACAUCAUUUCCCUGAAAUUGAGAAUGCUGAAGGAGACAAGUAUGUGAAUUUUUAUAAGGAAGUGGCUCUUAGGAACCUCGAUAUGGUGGCGACUUGGCAAGGUCUAGGCUUCACCCACGGAGUAUUAAACACAGACAACAUUAGCCUUUUAGGCGUUACUAUAGACUAUGGUCCGUAUGGGUUCAUAGACCAUUACUACCAUCAUUAUGUGCCCAACACUUCCGAUGACAUGGGCCGGUAUGCCUUCAAUAAACAACCUGAGAUUCUUCUAUGGAACUUGGGGAAAUUGGCCGAAGCUAUGGCACCUAUUUUGUCAGCUGAGCAGAAACAAGAGAUAGACAAUAUAGAAGCUACUCUAGAGUACUACGUCAAGACAAAAGUAUUGAAAACAUAUCUUCACAAGUUGGGGCUUGAUGAAAUUAAAGAUGGCGAUAAAAAAUUAGUGCAGGACCUACUUGAAGUUAUGCAGUUAAAAAUGGCUGAUUUUACGGCUACAUUCAGGCAACUUGCUGAGGUAGAACCACAACACUUGUCGGAUAAGACAGUCUUGGAGACCAAAUGGUCUCUCAGCAAGUUGAGCGGUGUUCCUGCUUGGGACAAGUGGGUCGAAUCUUACCAAGAUAGACUGAAGAAAGAGAAUGUAACUGAAGAAGAACGCAGGCGUCGGAUGGUUGCAGUGAACCCUGUGUAUAUACCACGCAACUGGAUCCUAGAGGAAGCCAUCAAAGACGCUGAAAAUAAUGAUUUUGAAAAGGUAUUUUUGUCUAACAAACUGCUGUGUUUUGUCUUUUCUAAUAUCCAUUACAAAAGCCCCUAGCCUCAAACCUUCCCUUUACCAGUUCUCAAUACCCAAAGAACCCACAAAAUUCUGGCAACGAACUUGUAACUCUGUAAGUAUCCCUACUUACAGAGUU
This is a messenger RNA of Spodoptera exigua (beet armyworm), 3492 nucleotides long. NCBI's taxonomy places the organism in Eukaryota, Metazoa, Arthropoda, Insecta, Lepidoptera, Noctuidae. The record is from the annotation of a GenBank genome assembly.